Messenger RNA from Prorocentrum cordatum, 1756 nucleotides. The record is from the annotation of a GenBank genome assembly. NCBI's taxonomy places the organism in Eukaryota, Dinophyceae, Prorocentrales, Prorocentraceae.
AGCCAUCUUGCUCAACGGCGGGCCUCUGGUCGGCAAUGGUUGGCGGCGCCACGGGGUUGGGCACUGGAAGCGUUGCUGCGAACGGCGUCACAUUUCCAAGUCGUGGGAUCUGCUCGGAGGACAAUGCUGCACUGCUGGAUGGGCGCAUCUCCGCGCAGCACACGGAGACCAGACUUCUGCUGGCGCAGUAUGAGGACCUCAGGCAGCAUGACGCAGUGACCCUCGAGGCUCUUCCUGCAGGCUGCAGCGAGCCCGCGGACGCGGCUGCUGGAGCGGAGCCAGAGCGCUUCACGUUGCUGGCGUCUUUCCAGCACAGUGCACCCAUUGCCGCCGUGGCGGUUAGCACGGACGACGUUGUCGCGACUGCUUCUUGGGAUGGCCUGGCGACGUUCUUCGACAUCCCGAGAUGGCACGACUCUGGUCGGUUCGACGUGGCAUCAAGCAGCGGCGUCACAAAUGGCAUGGACACAGCCUUGGUGGCUGCAGGCUUCGUACCGACGUCGCCUGAGGUGAUUGGCGUCGCGGCUGCCUGCCAAGUGCAGCUUUGGCACCUUGAUGCUGGCAACUUUUCGAAGCAAGCGGUGCUUGAAAAAUCCCAGAGCUCGGCGCUAAUCAGCAGUAUGUGUUUCCAUCCCUCUCAGCAGUGUCUCGUUACCACUGCCGACGACGGUGUCUCCAGAAUGUGGGACAUCUGCGAGAAUUGUAUUUUACGGGAGCUCCAGUGUAGCAACUCCCAGUUGACCGGAUGCAGCUUUCUUGGGGAUGGAGAUUUGUAUGAGUUGUUGUUGGUAGUUUCGUGCCUUAACACUGGUGCAUGUGUCUGGGACGUACGCCGUCCUCAGUGUGUUCACACCAUGGAGGUCUCUAGCGGAGUUGCGUGCGUCACUUGCAAUCCAGACGCCCACCUCAUCUGCGCCGGCAGGCUGGAUGGCGCGAUCGACCUGUGGGACACGCGGAUGUGGAAGGAGCAGCGUACGCUCGAGACACGGCAGCUUGCGGGUCCCAAGGCCAGGCCGCGCAGUCUGGCCUUUUCGCCAGAGGGGGCUCUCCUGGCCGCUGGCUGCCUCGACGGCGAGCUGCUCGUCUUCGACGUCACCCGCCAGCAGCGUGCGUUCAAGGUGCUGCACCACUCCGACGCGGUAUGCUCCCUCAGCUGGGGCGGCCCGGUCGCCUGGGCUGGCGCGCCUGGCUUCCUGGCCUGCGGCUCCCUCGACGGGAGCUGGUCCUGCUGGGCUCACAGGUGCGCCCGCGCGCCCCCGUGAGCGGCGCCGAGCCCUGGAGCCUUGGCGCAGGUGCUGCGCUGCCCCGGGGUCAGCCUCUGGCUCCAGGGGGCCUUUGUGUGCGAGCGGUGCCGAGCGGGGCCCUCGGCAGCGGGUGCUGCGCCGCCCGAGGGGCCACCCGCGGGCGCGGCGGGGCUCUCCGAGGGGGGCCACCCGCGGCCCCCGCGGCGGGAGGGGCGGCGGGUGCGGGCGGGCUCGCGGGCGCUGCAAGGCCCGCGGGCUCGCGGGCCGCCCGGCGCGAGGCGCGCAGCCCGAGGGGACGCAGAUGCAGAGGCGUUUCCGUCGGCGCGGCUCGCGUUCUUCUCUUGCUGGGGGGGGGCCUCCCGGUGGGCCCUCGUCGCCGAGCCUGGGCGGAGCUCGAGCAGCGUUCGGGUCACUCGCAGAGUCACGAAGGGGCCAGUCCGAAGGCGCCUCAUUCUUCCGGGUGAGCGCACGCGAGCGCAGAUAUACCCGCGCGUCGGGCAUCGGGCUGCGAG